UUAAUCCAUUUAAAAAUCUGUCCAGAAAAAAUAAUUUCCUACCACUCCUCAAAAUUUACGAAAUCCCACUGAUUUAGGUAGCGGCUGAUUCUACACAUUUUAUCUCAAAUCCCAUUGCACUUUGCCGUUCCAAGGUAACUGGAAGCCGAAUUCCAAGCUUUGUCUGUAAGAUUCAUUUGUGAACCUCAUCAUGUCAUUGUUUACCCAGUCUCCAUCCAGUAAUCCAGUACAUUCUGUUUCCCAAUUGCAUCAUAGAACCCCUAAAUUAUAUAAAUCUCAGAGUCUGUUUGGCAGAUGUAACUUGCCAUAUGUUAGCAGCGGUCUUCGGAUCAUUUGUUGUGCUAACACAUCUCGAUGGGAACCACCUCCAGUAACAUAUGUUCCGGAGAAAGAAGGUCCACUGCUCAAAGAGACUAGCAAUAUCUUUGAAACCAUCACUUCUUCUAGUGAGGCAGCUGAAGCUUCAAUAACUAAGACGGAGCAUCAACAUGUGGAUGCAAAUAAGCAGCCUGUUAUGCAGUUCCACUACCUUAGGCAGCCUCUAUGGCUUCUUGGCCCCUUGCUUCUCUUGGUGACCGGCGUUGUGCCCACCUUGUGGCUGCCAAUAUCAUCUAUUUUCCUUGGCCCCAACAUAGCCAGCCUUCUAUCCCUUACCGGACUGGACUGCAUUUUCAAUCUUGGCGCGACCCUGUUUCUCCUUAUGGCAGACUCCACCGCUCGUCCAAACAAGGAGAGUGAAGGUUGCAGCAGCAAGCCUCCUUCAAGUUACAGUUUCUGGAACAUCAUUGCAAAUGUAGCUGGAUUCAUCAUUCCCUCGGUGAUGUUCAUUGCUUCCCAGAAAGGAUUGCUUCAGCCUCAGCUGCCUUUGAUCUCAUGGGGAGUGCUCUUAGGCCCUUACUUCCUGCUUCUGUUGGUGCAACUGCUGACGGAGAUGCUGACUUGGCACUGGCAGUCACCGGUGUGGUUGGUGACACCGGUUGUUUAUGAGUCGUAUCGACUGUUGCAGCUGAUGAGAGGGCUGAAGCUGGGGGCAGAGGUCGGGGCACCAUCGUGGACGGUGCACACGCUUAGGGGAUUGGUGUGCUGUUGGGUGCUGGUUCUUGGGGUGCAACUCAUGAGGGUUGCUUGGUAUGCUGGUUUUACUGCUCGUGCUUAUCAACAACAGUCUGCUGAGGUUGGAUCAUGAACUGGUAUUUAUGUGGCAGAAACCACAUUGUAUAAUAGUCCCUUAGUUGUUUCAUCAAUUAUGUAUUAGGUUCAAUAUUGCAAACCAAACUCAUAUCAUGACUAAUAAAUUAAUAAUAGGCUGUCAUCUUAGAAA
Molecule: messenger RNA, 1321 nt
Organism: Salvia hispanica
Lineage: Eukaryota; Viridiplantae; Streptophyta; Magnoliopsida; Lamiales; Lamiaceae
Product: cytochrome P450 family protein
Source: RefSeq, a predicted model, not a curated record